Molecule: messenger RNA, 1670 nt
Organism: Glossina fuscipes
Lineage: Eukaryota; Metazoa; Arthropoda; Insecta; Diptera; Glossinidae
Gene: fs(1)K10
Product: DNA-binding protein K10
Exons: 2
Coding region: 226-1425 (399 amino acids)
Source: RefSeq, a predicted model, not a curated record
AUUAACUAACAAAAGCAGACAUUUUGUACAAGUCUUUUAAAAUGGGUGAAACAAAAGCGAACGAGAAGAAUUUAACUAAAACAAAUUAUAUCAUUGCAAAAUAUCAAAUUAUUUCUUAAAAUUCUAUAAAAAAAAUUAUCAAGCGAAAAUAAAAAGAACUAUACCACCAAUAGAUAUCAUAUAAAGCUCUGUAUAUUAAUUUAUUUUGUAGUAUAAAAAGAAACCAUGGUAUCAAAAAGAAAUUUUUCACAAAAUGGCAGAUCUAUGCAACAGCAGCGUCAGAUGCCAUAUAAAAAGCCACCCUUAAAACCACCGAUAAUGAUGAACAGUUAUAACCAAAUUUUGAAUGCCAGUCAAAUACCAGAUAAUCCUGGAUAUUUGGAUUUCAAUUUGCCGACGCCACCAGUACCUAUUAUUAGUAAUAGCAACGUGUCUAAUACAAAUGGAAACAGCACAGAUUUCACCGAAAAUGGCAUGGGAUCUGGAGCUGCGGCUCAGAAAAAAAAAAACAGCAAAAGCAAACAAAAGAGUAGGCAACAGCAGCAACAAUUGCAGCCAUUAAGGCAAGCGCAACAGCAUGUUGCGCAGCAAAAUGGCGGAUGGAAGAACAAAAAUCAACAGUUGCAUAGGGCCAAUCAUCAACGUUUUAAUGGAUCCGGGCCGGUAACGGGAAUUAGAUUUCCAGUGCAACGAAAUUUUCCGCCCAAUCAACGAUUGGGGGGUAAUCGCAGAGGGCGCAUGAUGCCGCCGAUGGUUGGGCAGGGACCACGGGGUAUUAUGGGUCCUAUGGGACCACCAAUACCGCCGCCACAUGAAUUCCAGCCACUCAUGCUACCACCGAUACCCCCAAUGUGCCGGAAUGGUCCACCAUUGCCACCGCCAUUAGGCGGACAGGCACCGCCACCGCCGUUUAUGCGACGAGGCGCUCGCCCUUUGCCACCGCCACCACUUGCAAUGCCAUCCAUGAUGCCGGCGUGCAUGCAACGUAAUAUACCACAAUCUGCACCCCUGAACGGUGCCGGAAUAUCCGCAAAAAUUAAGAAAAUCAAAAUUGCUAAAAAAGUGACUAAAGGGAAAAGUACCAUUAAAACGCUAAAGAAUUUAAUCAACCAAUAUCCCAUUGAUAAGCCUUGGGUAACGGAUUCAAUACGGGAUGAAUACAAUAAGAAAAUCGAUUUAGAAGAUCGUCUUAAAGGCAAUAAAGACGAUGAACUAUUUGCUCAAUUUAAAGUUCAACGUGAUAAAUUUGUCGGGCUUUAUGAAACUGCGCGUGAAGAGUAUUUCAAGAAAGAGGCUGCAGCAGUUAAAGCUAAGAAAUCUGCCAUCGAACACGUUCAGAGGGUUAUUUAUGGUGAUGCUGCUCCCAUAUCAUAUCCCAAUUAUUGGUUUUGGCGUCAACGACUUAAAAGCGACGAGACGUAUUGACUGAAAAUACCAUUUGUUGAUCGGUGUGUGCAAGAGUUGUCCAGGAUAAGCUGCCCCCAACUCGAAUGGCGAGUUCUGUCACAUCCAGUGUACUCACCAGACUCACUGGCGUCGCCUGAUUAUCACUUGUCCAGAUCGGUGCAGCAUCGCUUGGGUGGUAUACGUAAAGUCCGCAAAGUUGAAGAAGUGCGAAAAUGGGUCGGUGAGUGAAACGUUGCCAAACCAAUAUAAGUUCUUUCGAUAUG